AUGGAAAUUCCAUGCAAACCAUCUUCAGGUGAGUCGCAGUGUUCGAGUUCCCAUCCUGUGUCGGUGGAAAAACCGCUCCUUCACAGCAUUCAGAGUUGCACUGCUGAGGAGGAUGAAUCGGAAUUAAUUGACACGACAUCGGCCUUACUCUCACCAAUUCCCAAGUCAGAUCUGCUUGUCAACCCACCCGUUGCAGAGACUAACACUACACCACAAGCGACUCGACGCAUUUACAAGUCUCGUCUCCAUCGUUCUGUCACUAUUGGUGUAGGGGAUGAGAAAGAUGACGAAGUCGGUACCACACAUUCUAUGACACCAUCACCUCAUCCGCUCAGUUCAAGCCAAUUUCGGAGUCGUGGGAUGUCUCAAAAGACCCGUUGGACAUCACGGAUUGCAAGGCUAAAAUCGCUUCAGCGAAGUCGAACAAUCGACACUCGCGUGAACACCGUGCAAUGGAAUCCCGGUUCCCUCCUUACCAGUCCGGACAUGGACUUAAAGUCAAAUGAUGCGAGACCGACUGAGUAUCAGCCACUGCAUGGUUCACUGAAUAAACUUCAAAAAUGGUUGCCAGACGAUGGUGAUUCAUUUGUACGCUUAUCCAAGCACCCUGAUUGUGGUCCCGGGAGCGUUGCUUCUAAAGAAGGACGUCUAGAUGCUGGAACACAGUAUUAUUCCCCAUCUUCGUCAAUGGAAAUGGAGCAAGCUCCUCCCACUGAGAUGGGUGCGAUGAACAGAAAGGCAAAAGUGUCUUUGAAUAUACCCGAUGCUGGGCGUCUUGCGACUCAGUCCAGUGACAUUGCUUCGGAAACUGCGGGGGCAUCUAUGCCAACUGAGGGUCAGAUUCCGUUAAAUGCGGCCGCGAUGGCAGACGGCUAUGUUGAGGAAUUGUGUGAUCCCAGCAAACAAAGCACCUCCAGUUAUCUGAAGGAGCAAUUCUUUGCCUUCUUUCAGCCUUCGGAUAAUAAGCUGGCCAUGAAGUUAUUCGGUAGCAAGAGCGCACUGAAUAAAGAGAAACGCAGACAGCAGCAACAUGGAAAGUGGAUUAUUCAUCCAUGCAGCAGUUUUCGGUAG
Hydatigera taeniaeformis is the source of this 1071-nucleotide messenger RNA. NCBI's taxonomy places the organism in Eukaryota, Metazoa, Platyhelminthes, Cestoda, Cyclophyllidea, Taeniidae. The record is from the annotation of a GenBank genome assembly.